This is a messenger RNA of Hibiscus syriacus, 2654 nucleotides long. Its product is annotated as cullin-3A-like. The record is from RefSeq and is a predicted model, not a curated record. The transcript has 2 exons. Gene Ontology annotation, cellular component: cullin-RING ubiquitin ligase complex. Gene Ontology annotation, biological process: protein ubiquitination; ubiquitin-dependent protein catabolic process. Bases 241 to 2442 code for a protein of 733 amino acids. NCBI's taxonomy places the organism in Eukaryota, Viridiplantae, Streptophyta, Magnoliopsida, Malvales, Malvaceae. Gene Ontology annotation, molecular function: ubiquitin protein ligase binding.
CAUAAAACCCAAAGAAAUUCCGUCUGUGUUUCCUCUUAUCUCAAAAACCCAACAAUUCAAUUCUCCGAACCAGCCCCCUUUUCCCAUGCCUUUUAAGCUCGCUUGAAUCCGGGUCAAUAUCGAACUCCGAUAUCAAAUUCAGGGUUUCAAAGGUUAAUCGGAUUGGACUCGAGGUGGGUUUUCGAUUUUGAAGCUUGAUUUUCGGUUUUCAACAAAGAAAAUUGAAAAAACAGAUAGAAAAUGAGUGCUCAGAAGAAGAAAGCGUUUCAAAUAGAGGCGUUUAAGCAUAGGGUUGUGGUGGAUCCGAAAUAUGCAGAGAAAACGUGGAAGAUCCUGGAACAUGCGAUUCAUGAAAUUUAUAAUCAUAAUGCCAGUGGACUUAGCUUUGAAGAGCUUUACAGGAAUGCGUACAAUAUGGUACUGCACAAAUUCGGGGAGAAGCUGUACUCCGGGCUUGUCGCAACUAUGACUUCUCAUCUAAACGAGAUAAGUAGUUCAAUCGAGGCUGCUCAGGGAGGAUUAUUUCUGGAGGAACUUAACAGAAAAUGGGCAGAGCAUAACAAGGCUAUGCAAAUGAUCCGAGAUAUAUUGAUGUACAUGGAUAGGACUUUCAUCCCGAACACACACAAAACCCCGGUUCAUGAGCUUGGGUUAAAUUUAUGGAGGGAUGUUGUCAUCCAUUCCUAUGCGAUCCAGUCUAGGCUUCAGGCUAUACUUCUUGAAAAUGUAAGGAGGGAACGGAGCGGUGAAGUCAUAGACAGGGGUCUAAUGAGAAGUAUCACGAAGAUGUUAAUGGAUCUAGGUCCUUCUGUUUAUCAAGAUGAUUUCGAGAAGCAUUUUCUUGAAGUUUCAGCUGAUUUUUACCAUCUCGAGUCUCAAGAGUUCAUAGAGUCCUGUGACUGCGGAGAAUAUCUAAAGAAAGCCGACAGACGUCUAAAUGAAGAAAUAGAGAGAGUCUCACAUUACUUGGAUGCCAGAAGUGAAGCCAAGAUAACAAAUGUCGUAGAAAAGGAGAUGAUUGAAAAUCAUAUGCACAGGCUUGUGCAAAUGGAGAACUCAGGCUUAGUUAACAUGAUAGUCGAUGAAAAAUAUGAGGACCUAGGGAGGAUGUAUUGCUUGUUCCGUCGGGUACCCAAUGGGCUUGUUUUAGUCAGAGAUGUCAUGACUUCAUACAUUCGUGAUACUGGUAAGCAGCUGGUUACCGAUCCCGAAAGGCUGAAGGAUCCUGUGGAUUUCGUGCAACAUCUGUUGGAUUUAAAGGAUAAAUAUGACAAGAUCAUCACUUCAGCAUUUAGCAAUGACAAGACUUUUCAAAAUGCAUUAAAUUCCUCAUUUGAAUAUUUCAUCAAUCUGAAUUCCCGGUCUCCAGAAUUCAUCUCAUUGUUUGUAGAUGACAAGCUUCGUAAAGGUUUGAGGGGGGUUACUGAGGAAGAUGUGGAGGUGGUACUCGACAAGGUGAUGAUGCUCUUCCGUUACCUUCAAGAGAAAGAUGUAUUUGAGAAGUACUACAAGCAACACUUGGCCAAAAGGCUUCUUUCAGGGAAGACCGUAUCUGAAGAUGCUGAAAGAAGUUUGAUUGUUAAGCUCAAAACAGAGUGCGGGUAUCAAUUUACAUCAAAAUUGGAGGGUAUGUUCACUGACAUGAAGACAUCGCAGGAUACGAUGCAAGGUUUCCAUGCAAGUCAUGGUGCGAAUAUAGCAGAAGGUCCCACACUUUCCGUUCAUGUUCUCACUACGGGAUCUUGGCCGACACAGUCUAUUACUACAUGCAACCUUCCUGCUGAAAUCCUGGGCAUAUGUGAGAAGUUCCGGAAUUAUUACCUUGGGACCCAUACUGGACGAAGACUCUCUUGGCAAACGAACAUGGGGACAGCUGAUUUGAAGGCAACCUUUGGUAAGGGUCAGAAGCAUGAACUGAAUGUUUCCACGUACCAGAUGUGUGUCCUUAUGCUCUUCAAUAAUGUUGAUCAACUAAGCUAUAAGGAGAUCGAGCAGGCGACCGAGAUACCUGCCCCGGACUUGAAAAGGUGUUUGCAGUCUCUUGCCUGUGUCAAGGGAAAAAAUGUGCUCCGGAAGGAACCUAUGAGCAAGGACAUAGCAGACACUGAUAACUUUCUUUUCAAUGACAAUUUUACAAGCAAAUUCUUCAAGGUCAAGAUAGGCACUGUGGCUGCGCAAAGGGAGUCCGAACCUGAAAAUCAAGAAACAAGGCAGAGAGUGGAGGAAGAUCGAAAACCGCAGAUUGAGGCAGCAAUAGUGAGGAUCAUGAAAGCUAGGCGCGUGCUGGAUCAUAAUAACAUUGUUGCUGAGGUCACGAAACAGCUGCAGUCCCGGUUUCUGCCCAACCCCGUUGUAAUUAAAAAACGAAUCGAGUCCCUUAUCGAGCGGGAGUUUCUGGAGAGAGAUAAAAGUGACAGGAAAUUGUAUCGCUACCUUGCUUGAGAGGAAACGUCGUCUUCCCUUGUCAGGGCUUUGAUGCCUUUUAUUGCUUUCGAGUUCCGAUAUCGAACCUGCUUGGCCGGGUGUGUGUAAUCUCACUUCCAUUUUAUUAGUUUACAGAUUGUUUCAUGAACUAUAAUCAGUUCAGGUGAAUUCUUGAUGUAUGUAUCGAUUGCAUUGUGCUGCUUUAAUUCACCAUUUGCUUAUAUUUUGUU